CUCAGACAAGAGGUACUCUCCUUCGGCUGACCUUCUUCCGACUCUGCUAAUUCAUUCGAAAUCGAGCCGAUCGUCGCAACAUGAAGACAUCCUGUCUGAUAAAGUGCAUUCUGCUCUGCUUUUUGAUCUCAUCCUGUUCAGCAAUGGAAAAAGAGAGCACAUGGGACGCGACGGAGAUCAAGGAGUGGGGAGGACCAGCUCGGGAUGACCCUAAGGCUCCUCCUUCUCGCGGGUCUCCCGCCAUCAAGAAAGAUUUCUCAUCGCUCUUGCAGACGGGCGGCCACCAGCUAAGGACCGCUGAACCAGGUUCAACCAGCAGUACUACCCAUCACUUGACGGAGGACAUUUUUGAAGAAGAAGAGGAGCAACCAAGGAAGAACCUCAGUGCACGCAUCACCGACUCUCUCAAAAACUUGUCAGAGGCUAAGACAGAUUCAGAGGGACUGAUACCGCUGCAGAUCCAGGAUCCUCCUACGCCACAGCCCAAGAAGGCGGGGAACUCCGACUUUAUCACCGAGACCCUAUCCAUCCUCCCCAAGGCCGUCGAGACUCAUUCGUUGCUUCAGUUGUCUACAUCCUAA
Acaromyces ingoldii is the source of this 581-nucleotide messenger RNA. RefSeq lists its product as hypothetical. The coding region runs from base 81 to 581 and encodes 166 amino acids. The record is from RefSeq and is a predicted model, not a curated record. Lineage: Eukaryota; Fungi; Basidiomycota; Exobasidiomycetes; Exobasidiales; Cryptobasidiaceae. The transcript is spliced from 7 exons.